Molecule: messenger RNA, 4156 nt
Organism: Cololabis saira (Pacific saury)
Lineage: Eukaryota; Metazoa; Chordata; Actinopteri; Beloniformes; Belonidae
Product: interferon-induced protein 44-like
Exons: 8
Coding region: 450-1796 (448 amino acids)
Molecular function (GO): GTP binding
Source: RefSeq, a predicted model, not a curated record
CGGGUGCGGGAGAAGCUCCGGUUGUAGACCCGCCCGCAGUCGCUUGCCUGCUGCUGAAUGGUUAAAUCGGGUUAGUCGGGCCCAAACUCCUUUACCUUCCACUUUUCCUCCACGGAAAGCCUUGAGAAAGGGUGUUUUUGUAAAGAAACAACCGUAACAAUCCCUUGUUCCGCACACAUCUUGGUUUUUAUUGUCCUUUAUCAGAUCCUCUGGGAGCCUGGUCGGACUCUGCUCUCUACCCUUGUAUCCCGCGUCAGAGUGGAAACAGAACGCCACCCAGAAGUGCACCAUAAGUUUCAUUUCUGCUUGUGGGGAGGUUCACAUUGGUUUCAUCAAUAACAUCUCUGCUCUCUUCCACUAGCUGCCUUCCAGCAUCUGCCAGGGAAACACUGAGGAUUACAAAUUGAGAAAACAUCAAAGGUUUCCUGAAGCUCAACCCACCAGGCCAGAUGUCCACUCUUAACCCAAAACUAUCCAUCAGCCAGCAGAGAACCAUCUGCUCUCGUCUGGGAAGUGUCAAACUGAAGCUGCUCUACAAGGCCAGCGUCCACGGUUUCACUGGAGCAGCUUUCCACCAGCAAUGUGACAACUCGGCUCCCACCGUGUCAGUGGGUUACAAUGCCUCAGGUUACGUGUUUGGAGGCUACACGAGACAACCUUUCUGCCAGUCUGGAGCUUAUGUGAAUGAUGAUCAGGCAUUUCUCUUCACAUUCAGUGGAGCAAAGCUCUGCACUUUUGCAACUUCUAAUGCUGCAUAUGCAGUAAAAAUGAUUAGUAAUUCUGGUCCUUAUUUUGGAGAAGCUUUGUCUCUUGUCAAUCAAAGCCAACCAAUAGUGUACAGCAAGCCAGGAGGUUAUUAUAACUUCACUGCCGGGGAGAUGCAUGGCAACGACCUGAACCUGACUGAUUGUGAAGUCUACCAGGUGGAGGAGACCACUGAACUCGAGAAACCAUGGAGGACUGUAAUCUGGGAAUCUAAGAAGAGGAAUGAGCUGAUGGAGAGCAUUAAAGCCUACAAACCGACUACUAGCUCCGUGUCUCAGGCUCGGGUUUUACUUGUUGGACCGGUUGGAGCCGGAAAGUCCAGCUUUUUUAACUCCAUCAACUCUGUAUUCAGAGGCCACGUCACCAACCAGGCCAUAUCUGGCUCUUCUACCACCAGCCUGACAACACAGUUUCGCAGCUUCACUGUGAAAGCUGGGCGUGAGGGAAAACCUCUGCCAAUCAUCCUGUGUGACACCAUGGGACUGGAGGAAAGUAAAGCGGCGGGGCUUGAUAUAGACGACAUCAGCAGCAUCCUCAAAGGUCAUCUGCCUGAUUAUUACCAGUUCAACCCCUCUGCUCCUCUGCUCUCGGAGGCUCAAUGCUAUCGUAAGUCUCCAGGUCUCAAAGACAAGAUUCACUGUGUGGUUUACGUCAUCGAUGCCUGCAAGAUCUCCAUCAUGCCCCAAAAUCUGGAGGAGAAGCUGGACGCAAGCCGCAGAAAAGUCAACUUGAUGGGGAUUCCUCAGCUGGUGUUGCUCACCAAAAUAGACGAAGCCUGCCCUUUGGUGAAGGAGGAUUUGAGAAAGGUCUACAAAAGUAGCUACAUCAAAGAUCUGAUGCAAGAGGUCAGUACCCGGCUCGGCAUGCCGUUGUCCUGCGUUGUACCAGUGAAGAACUACAGCGAGGAGUUUGAGCUGGACAUGAACUGCGACAUCCUGCUGCUCAGCGCCAUCACACAGAUGCUUCGAUCUGUUGAUAACUACUUUGAUGAGCUCAGUGACCGACUGAGCUGUGUUGAAACUAAAGAUUAGAGAGUCUGUGAUCACGCAUCCCUUAGAAACAUCCUAGAGAAGCAGUUUCAGGAAAAACACAUUGAAUAUUGCAUGUCCACUUGUCAGUAUGUUCAUAUUCAAACAUUGCAUGUCUUCUUUUAACAUAUAAUCAUGUGAUAAAUGUCAAAAUGCUAAUUAUCCAUAUCAUUAUCAUACUGCAGUCAUCAGAACUGAUUACUUUUAUACGACAGUAUGUUGUCAUGCUUUCUGCUCACUCACAGUACUGUAGCUAUUUUUUCCUGCCAAGAAAGUAAAAUUUAACCAGUUUAAAGACAAAAACAGACAAAAAACAAUUACUGCUUUGAUUAGUGCGUCUGUUUCCAGGAUUUCCUUCAUCAUAACUCAUAAAAGCAGACGUUCAAAUUAGGUGUGUCAAAUUAGCGCGGUAAUUGCGAUUAUUUAAUUAGAGCCAUAUGCAGCGCGUUGUUUUUUAAUUGCUUGAUCGAUUUUUUAAAUCUCUAUUUUAACUUUUUCUGUUUGCGAGUUGCCUUUAUUAUGUUUCUGUGGUGGGCUUGUUGUGCUUGAUUGUUAGGGGUGGAAAACCACGGUCAGUCACACUUUGAAGUGGACAUUGGCUGUCCCUGUGUUUGGGCGGGUUUAGCAUGAACUGGUAGCCUCCCAUUGAAGCUGGACGGGGGCGUAGCGGAGAAGAGAGGUGGAAAUGGAGGAGCAUGUGAUAGUUGUCGGCCCAGUGAACAGGGAAUUUACAUUUCUAAAACGGCCCGACGGCACUUUUGAUAAAGGUAGUGUUAUGUGUUAUUUGUGGAAAGGACUUUGCUCACCACCAAAGCAGCUCAAGUUAAGCUACCACGUAAACGCAAAGCACCCGGUCGCGAGCGCAGCCGCAGCUAACGUUAGUAGCAAUGAUGUUACCACAGCAACGCUCUUCCCCAAACUAAACUCGAUGAGAGAACCCCGCGCAUGUCAGCAAGGCUGGCGGAUUUUCUUGCAAAGUGGAUAUAAAUGGCUAGGCCUGCAUCUGUUCUAGUCUGUUAAAAAAUAAGCUUAGAAAACUGUUUUUGACUUCGGAUACACCGGCGGCGACACAAUGGUAUUGUGCGCCUGUUUUCCAAAGGGUAACACUGGGAUGGGGGGGGGGAGAAAAAAAAAUACAUCUUCACACUGAGUAUAUACACAGUAUCAAGGUGCAAAAAAACACCUCAGCAGCACACAGAGCAACAGACAUCACUUGCAUGUGGGUGUGUGGGUGUGGGGGGCGGGGGUGUUUGAGUCCGUCCGUGAACCUUCGCCCAGAGCUGCUCUCAGCCAAAUGUCCUUGAUGUUAUCAGGCGGUCCCACAGGUGUUCGUGGGAGAGGGGGAGGGUUAUUAGUGGGGGCAGAGUCACCUUGUUUACAUUCCACCAGGGAAAUUGUGACCGGAGCGGCCUGCCAAGACCGCUCUGUCAAGGCCAGAUUAUAGAAUCAACAAUUAUAUUGAAAACAGGCAGCCCAGUAAUUUUCCGUCUGCCUUCAGUCUCUGGUUCAUCAAUGGCGACUCCAAUCAGACGAAUUUGUGAUCACUUCCCGCCAACCCGAGCUUCCAACUUCUCCAGGGUGUUAUCAAUCUUGCCCAUGAGCUCGAAGACCGCCGCCAGCCUGCGAUUCUGUUUGAGAAUCGCAUCCAGCUUACGACCCUGCUCCCCAAACGUUAAAGUCAGAGCAUUGAUCGCUUUGCUUGAUCCUUCAGCCGCGUCCAGCAGCUCUGAAAGAGCCAAAACAGCUGUCGAUGACUUACGCGUUUGUCGGUAGACAAGUAAUCCCCCUCCUCUGAUCAGGAGAAAUCCUGCUAUCAUAAAUCCAAUUAUGAAGGCAUCUUCAACAUCCUCGACAGUCAGAAUCUUGAGACACAAAGGCUUCCAGUAUUUCUAGGAAUCCAUUGUGUAUCCAGAAAAAAAUGUCCCAUCGGGGCAAGAGGGCUCCCUUACUCCCUGUCUUCUGGUCGCAAAAAAUUUGGUCAAUUGGGCUGAGAGACCAGUUAAUCAAUUCCAUGAUUGUAGAGUUUCGGAGGAGUGAAAAAGAAGACACUCGGAAGACGAGACAAACAAAGCAGUAGCAGGGCAGGCAGAUAAGGGAGAGAGCAGAAAAAGUGUCUGCCUUCGUCGAGAGCCGGAAGAAGAAAAAGUACUAGUAAAGAAGUAAGGGGAUUACAGCAAAGCCUCCAACUAAAAUCGGAACAUAUCGUUUAGCAUGUUCUGCAUCUCUGGGAACAAUCACUUUGAUAUAAAGUAAACUGUAUGAGAAAUAAAGCUUUUAAAAAAAAUUUGGUUUUGUGGCACAAAUUGCCCCCAGCGCGGGGUAAGUUGUACAAACAAUAAAAGCAAAACAAAUUCAAUACAAAA